AUGGUGGCAGACGAGGUCGUCGGCAUCGGGCUGCAGGAGCCGGUGCGGGCCAUGAUUCAGCGGGCCAUAGCGAGGAAGGUGUCGGCGAUGGAGUCUGGGGAGCUGGCCGCGCACCGGAGGGAGCUCCAGAUGCUGAGGGGCAUCGUGGUCGGUGAGCUGACGCAGGCCAAUAAGGUGGUGGUGCCGGGACGGAAGGAGAAGGACGGCGGCGAGGUGGUCGUGGCCCAGAGGGCGCCGGGACAGCAGCAGGAGAUGGACGGCGCCGCCGGCGCCGGCGCCGGGUGCGACAGGAUCAUCGGCAGGGUGGACUAG
Miscanthus lutarioriparius is the source of this 312-nucleotide messenger RNA. NCBI's taxonomy places the organism in Eukaryota, Viridiplantae, Streptophyta, Magnoliopsida, Poales, Poaceae. The record is from the annotation of a GenBank genome assembly.